GCUUAAACGAGAUAGUUAUAUUGGGGGGUACUGGAAGAGAGGAACAACCUGCAGAUCAUUGUGAUCCUCAGUUUACGAAUGGAAGGAGUUCAUCUCUCAACCCACUCCUUGAGGAACAUUCGCAUUUAUCUGAAGAAAGAAGGAAAUUGCCCUUGUUAAGGUCGAGCUUUAAGUCUAUGAUGUCUUAUCCGUUAAAGUUUGGGGAGUUUUUGAAGAGAACUGGAAGCACCAAGAGCAUGCAAAUGGUUCUGGAAGGGCCCCGUUGUCCCGCAGAUGAAGAACAUGUCGAGUGCUUCCGGGAAUUGCUUUCAUCAGAUAAUCAAUUUCCAAGGAAACAUGAUGACUAUCAUACGCUUCUAAGAUUUCUGCGGGUGAAGAAUUUUGAUAAGCUAAAGGCAAAAGAUUUAUAUCUAAAAAUGCUCAAGUGGCGUGAUGAUUUUGGGGUUGAUGCAAUUGCUAAGGAAUUUAAGUUUGAGGAGUAUGAAGAAGUUAAGAAAUGCUAUCCUCAUGGAUUUCAUGGGGUCGAUAGAUAUGGUAGACCAUUAUACAUUGAAAGGCUAGGGAUGAUAGAUCUCAACGUGCUGCUAAAAGUGACUACAAUUGACCGAAUCCUGAAGCACCACAUUGCUGAGCAGGAGAAAACAUUAAAUUUGAGAUAUCCCACAUGUUCAAUUGCAGCAAAGAAGCAUAUAUCAUCCAUAACAAGUAUCCUAGAUGUGAAGGGCGUGGGUAUGAACAGCUUCACAAAGCCAGCUAGGGAUAUUUUUAUGGAGAUUCAAAAGAUUGACAGCAAUUAUUACCCUGAAACUCUGCAUCAACUUUUUAUUGUCAAUGCUGGAUCUGGGUUUAGGGCACUGUGGAAAGCACUCAAGGCUUUCAUGGAUGCACAUACAGUAGCAAAGAUUCAAGUAUUAGGAAGCAACUAUCAAAGUAGCCUUCUUGAAGUUGUUGACCCAAGUAAUUUGCCAACUUUUCUGGGUGGAAAUUGCACAUGUUUAGAAUAUGGAGGUUGCAUGUCAAGUGAUAAAGGACCAUGGAACAAUACUGAAAUUACUGAAGCAUUGCAGGUGGACAGCUGGGCAGUUUGUGAUACAGAACUAAAGAAUGAAAAUAAAACAAAUACAAGUAUGGCUCUGGAAGAAACUCCACUGCCUGCUACAGGUGAUGUUGAAAUCAGUGCUACCCACAAGACGGACACACAGAAAGAAGGUUCAGAGCAACACACUGAGAGAGGAUACUUGGACAAUAUUUUCCAGAAAAUUCUGGCAAUUGAUGUUGCAGUGAAGGACGUCAAAAUGGUCUUGGUUGGACUUACAGAGAAACAGGAAGAACUUGCAAAACAAGUAGAAGAACUGAUGAAUUUGGUCAGAUCAAUGACUCUCUGAAGCUAUUAGUUUAGUGGUGCGUCUAAAAACCUUGUCAUCUAAUAUUUGGUCGUUUAUCAAUAAUUUCAUUCAGAAAAGGUCUGUAGAGAUAAAAAAAGAAAAAAAUUUAUAGAAGAUCAAGUGAAAUCUGAAGAUUACACCAAUCCUGAAAGCGAAAACUCUGCAAACACAGCAUCCAGCCGAACAUUGGGAAUAUCUCCCUACAUGUAUGUUAAAUUCCCAAUGUGAGGCUGGAUGCCUGUGUUUCCAGAGUGUGUAGAACUUUUGCUUUCAGGAGAUCCCAUCACGAAGAACCUGGGGCUGUUUUCGUCACCAAGAAUUCAGAAUGUGCUUUCAGAGUGUUCCUUUUAGGUGCACGUUAGCGGUAUUUGUUUCAUUAGUAACCCCCUUGCUGAAUCUCAGUUCUACUAAUGCUUACCCUUCUGUUCAAGCUUUUCUUCUUCUAUGAUAUGAACAGUACCUUACAUA
Molecule: messenger RNA, 1853 nt
Organism: Nelumbo nucifera (sacred lotus)
Lineage: Eukaryota; Viridiplantae; Streptophyta; Magnoliopsida; Proteales; Nelumbonaceae
Product: Sec14p-like phosphatidylinositol transfer family protein
Source: RefSeq, a predicted model, not a curated record